AACUUCCCAGAUCUAUUCUUACUACAUUGUGUUUCCUAAAAAGAACAAUCAUUUCAAGUUGUUGAUCUCAACCGAGUAGAAGAGCUGUUUCGGAAGAUAAAAGAUAUUGUUUUAUUUUAAAAUUCUAUGUCAAGGGUCUUGUAUUCACUGCCAUUAUUCGGCACCAAACGAUUUUUGAACACUGGAUGUCGAAGGCUUCAAUGGGUUCCUUUUACACAAUUCGUUUGGCGAAACCGCGGGUACUCUAUAGCUGCUGGUAUACAUCCCAGUAAACGAAAAAGGCUGGCUGAUUACGAACAGUUAGCAAAUGAAAAUUUGUCUGACCCAUAUUUUCAGGCCAAGCUGUACAAGGAAUUAUCAGAUUUAUACCCCGAAGCAAUUCAGCAUCGCUACGAAACUUUAGGAGUAGCUAGAAAUUCGAUAUGUGAUCGAUUUUACCAAGAAGCUUUACAAAGGUUGUCUAUCAAACAAAACUUCCCGUCAUCUUUCGCCCCUAAUUUAAAACACGAGUUGAGUUCUUACCCAAAAAACUCGAACGAAUUCAUGAAACCCCUCGAAAGUACACCAAAUCUAUAUUCUUCGACUUAUGCACAUGCACCGCAACCACCACAACCUCCUACGCAAGCAAUGUAUCCGACGCCUCCGCUGGCAUCUACUCUGGGUUCAAGCAGUAAAACUCCUAUGUACGUCGUGGUCGAUGAGCCUCGCUUUACAAAGUUUUUUCGUAUUUUUAAGUUUAUUGCUGGUCUCAGUGUAGCUUCCUACUUCGUCUUGCUGGGUGUUAGUAUCUUUGCUGAAACAUCCGGGCUCAAUAACAUCAUGUCCAACGCUGCUGAACAAGAACCGAUUGAGGAACGUUCUAUCGAUGUGCGCUUUUCAGAUGUUCAGGGUGUUGACGAAGCAAAAGAAGAGCUUGAGGAAAUUGUCGCAUUUUUAAAGGACCCUACCCAUUUUACGAGACUCGGAGGGAAACUUCCUCGAGGUGUUUUACUAACUGGUCCACCAGGAACAGGAAAAACUAUGCUUGCCCGUGCUGUGGCUGGUGAAGCAAAUGUCCCUUUCUUUUUCAUGAGCGGUAGCCAGUUUGACGAAAUGUACGUUGGUGUUGGUGCUAAGAGAGUUCGUGAACUGUUCAUAGCCGCUCGAAAACAUGCACCUGCGAUCAUUUUCAUUGAUGAACUAGAUGCUAUUGGACAGAAAAGGAAUGCCCGAGAUGCAGCCCAUAUGCGCCAAACGCUUAACCAACUACUAGUUGAUUUGGACGGAUUUUCCAAAAGCGAAGAUGUAGCUCAUCCUGUUGUAUUCAUUGGCGCUACCAACUUUCCCGAAAGCCUUGAUCCAGCUUUAACGCGCCCUGGACGAUUUGACCGCCAUAUUCAUGUUCCUCUUCCUGAUGUUCGGGGUCGUAUGGCAAUUUUACGCCAUCACACCCAAAGCGUUCCUUUAGACUACACUGUAGAUCUAAGUAUCAUUGCACGAGGAACUUCUGGAUUUGCAGGAGCAGAUUUAGCAAACCUGAUUAAUCAAGCGGCCGUACGUGCUAGUAAGAAUCAUAGCUCGAAUGUCGGCAUGCAAGAUCUAGAGUGGUCUAAGGACAGAAUACUCAUGGGUGCUGAAAGAAGAAGCGCCGUGAUUACUACUGAGAGUAAACUAAUGACUGCAUACCAUGAGGGUGGUCAUGCUCUAGUAGCUUUGCUAACUAGAAAUGCUAUGCGGCCAUAUAAGGCAACGAUUAUGCCUAGAGGAAGUAGCCUUGGUAUGACCAUUUCUCUUCCGGAUAUGGAUAAGGAUAGCUGGACUCAUGAUGAAUAUCUUGCUAUGAUGGAUGUGGCUAUGGGAGGUCGUGCUGCUGAAGAGUUACUUUACGGAAAAAACAACAUUACCUCUGGUGCCCAUAAUGACAUAGACAAAGCUACCCAAGUUGCCCGGAGAAUGGUCACCGAAUUUGGCAUGUCAGAACAAAUAGGACCUGUUAGUCUUGAGGCAGAUUUGGAUUCCCUCUCUCCCACAACAAAAGCGAUAGUAGAAGCCGAAAUCAAAUCUUUGUUGGAAGCAGCAUAUGAAAGAUCUCUCACACUUUUGAGGUCACACAAAAAAGAACUGGAUGCUAUUGCUAAUGCUCUGGUCGAUUAUGAGUUUUUGACUGCUGAUGAAAUGAGACUUGUUAUGAAUGGCGAAAAAGAUUUGACGAGAGCCAAACUGGCCUGAAAUUACCUGUUUGUAUGGUAAGUUUAAUAACGGAAUUUGGCUUUAUGCUUGUUUAUUCCUCUUAUCAGAUAACGAACUGUCCAAGGUAUAUACUUUCGUGUAUUUUUAUUUUGUUUCUGCUAAAAAUUUUGUUUAACUUAUUGGUCAGUCCGAAAAGUUUGGUUUUGAGAUUACAAAAGUUACUUGUUUUAUAAAAAAAUUCUGUUAAUGAAAACCUGUAAUGGAAUAACGAUAUCAACACCACUUCUUCUAGUUUGUAUGCAUAAUUGUAUAUUAGAUGUAAAUAGUCAUGUCGC
Molecule: messenger RNA, 2504 nt
Organism: Schizosaccharomyces cryophilus OY26
Lineage: Eukaryota; Fungi; Ascomycota; Schizosaccharomycetes; Schizosaccharomycetales; Schizosaccharomycetaceae
Product: inner membrane I-AAA protease complex subunit Yme1
Exons: 2
Coding region: 127-2208 (693 amino acids)
Biological process (GO): mitochondrion organization; protein quality control for misfolded or incompletely synthesized proteins
Cellular component (GO): mitochondrial inner membrane
Molecular function (GO): metalloendopeptidase activity; ATP hydrolysis activity; ATP-dependent peptidase activity
Source: RefSeq, a predicted model, not a curated record